Messenger RNA from Symbiodinium necroappetens, 516 nucleotides. Lineage: Eukaryota; Dinophyceae; Suessiales; Symbiodiniaceae. The record is from the annotation of a GenBank genome assembly.
GCAGAUGUUGUCCAGAUCCACGAUGGCACAAAGGAGAAGAGCUUUCAGCCUUUACCGGGCACGGUUUCUCUUCUCCACGACGGCAAGGUGACCUCCGAGGAACUCGAGGCUCGACUCAAAGAGUUGGAGACACUGGCAACUCUUUUCGAUGCCGCCGGCAAGCACGGCCGGACAGUUUCAAUGUUGGAGCAGAACCUCUGGGCCGCCUGUGGCAUGGGCACCGGCGUGAAUCUCUCUUUUCUGGCCCACCAGAGCAAGUGGCCGCGGUUGGGUACUUUGUCUUUGGAGGGGAAGUGCCUGACGCUGAAGACGACCUCUGCAGAGGGUAUGGAUGGAACUUUGGGCGGCGAGUCUAAGGUUCGCUUCGAUCACGAAGCUUUGAUCCACGAUGCCACCCGAGUGGAGCCCUAUGCAGCAGCAAUCCGGGCUGCGGCAAAGGGUAAAACUGUGCUGGACAUAGGCACCGGCCCGGUUUGCUUCCUUGCGCGACUCUGCCUCCGUGCUGGCGCGCGGGCU